AUUACUAGUCGCAAAAAUAGUUACAAAGUAAAUUACCAAACAGAAAAUAACAUAUCCGACGACUUCAGAAACCAACAAUCAUAUAGCAACAAUUGUUGUUGAGAUGAUGUCUCCAAGAUAAUCCUUUACCAUUAUAAAAAAAAGAAAAGAGGAGAGCUUCGAAGUAUCCUCUGCUAUCUGGCAAUGGAGAGAAUGAACAUGUCCAGUCCUGAGCUCCCUCCAGGAUUCAGGUUUCAUCCAACAGACCAGGAGCUUAUCAUCCAUUAUCUGAAGAAGAAGGUCUCAUCUUCUUCAUAUCCGGAAGUUUCUAUAAUAGCAGACGUGGAUAUCUACAAGUUCAAUCCGUGGGACCUUCCAGGAAAAGCAUUGUUUGGGGAGAAUGAGUGGUUUUUCUUCAGUCCUAGAGAUAGGAAAUAUCCAAAUGGUGUCCGUCCAAACAGAGCAGCAGGAUCAGGUUACUGGAAAGCAACAGGAACCGAUAAACCAAUCCUCACCUCCAACGGAUCACAGUGCCUUGGCGUGAAGAAAGCUCUAGUAUUUUACAAGGGCCGGCCUCCAAAAGGCACGAAAACAAGUUGGUUGAUGCUUGAGUACAGGCUUCUUGAUGAUACCCAUCAUCUGCAUAGGCUCAGGGGGUCGAUGCGAUUGGAUGAUUGGGUUUUAUGCCGAGUUCGCCAGAAAAGUAACACGCAACAAAAUGGAGAGAGUCUUUGCAGCAGUUUUGGCAGCUUCUCUCCAUUUAUUAGCUUCGGGUGCUUACAAGGUCAAGAAAUGUUCGAGAAGAGCAAUACCCUUAAAGACUAUUAUUAUGAUCUUCAGCCCUGUCUUAUGGCUCCUCCAGAAAGUAAAGAGGCAGAUGAGCAAGAACUAGUUGAGUUCCAAGAAGUAUCUCCAGGAUACCCGAUCUCAGGCGUGGCUUCAAAUUCUCAACCAACAAUGGUCUCCACCGUCAAAGAGAGACUUGAAUAUAUCAAGAAGAUACUCUCCAUCGGAGCUUUUGAAGAACUAGUGCCAGCAACACCAAAGAAGAGGCUGCAUGUAUCCUCUUCGAAUAAAGCAGAAAAUGAGUGCCUUUUCGAAGAGACACCUUCACCACCGAAAAAGAGGCUGCAUAUAUCCUCUUCAAAUAAUGCAAAAAGUGAAAGCAUUUUUGAAGUUUCUUCUCCUACUGUUUCAGCCUCAUCUCAGCAGAGCUUUCAGAGCUCUUGA
Messenger RNA from Populus euphratica (Euphrates poplar), 1209 nucleotides. Its product is annotated as protein FEZ-like. Gene Ontology annotation, biological process: regulation of DNA-templated transcription. The transcript is spliced from 3 exons. The coding region runs from base 184 to 1209 and encodes 341 amino acids. NCBI's taxonomy places the organism in Eukaryota, Viridiplantae, Streptophyta, Magnoliopsida, Malpighiales, Salicaceae. The record is from RefSeq and is a predicted model, not a curated record. Gene Ontology annotation, molecular function: DNA binding.